AUGCUUAUUGUCUUUCGAGAAUCAUUGGCUCAAUUUCAGCCUGUGAUAAUGUUAAUUUUCAUAUUGGUCUGGGGUCUCUUGAGUGGACUUGCAGCUUCUACAGCUUCAGCUGACAUUAAUGCAAAUUUCUAUUAUCUUACUCUGGAUCCAAAUGCAACAAUCACAAUGCAAGCUGACUCGUCGAAGUUUCAAAGUGUUCAAGUGGUUCCCUCCUCCUCCAACGCACUAGUCAUCCCAGGCAACGUUCAAGCUAUAUGGCCUGCACUUCAAAACAAUCAAGGCAUUAUGCAAACUGUGGUCGCAAACCAAGGAAGCAUCGGAGAGUGGUUUUAUAUUGGAUUAGAGUUCUGUUGCACACCUGAAGACUGGCAAGCUGAUAAAGCUCAGCAAGUAUAUCCAGGAGAUUGUAUUAUUACAAAGUACCAAUUAAUAAAUGCAAAUACUGGAGUGUAUAAUGUUACAUGGAAGGUUGAGAGGGGUCACUCCGGCACUCAAGCUGGCGAGAUAUCCUUUACUGCAGAAUCUUUCUUCUAUCCUUUAGAGCAUCCGACCCCUGGUGGCCAAAGCCCGUUUAAUAAGGCACUUUUCGCUAUCGAAACACAAGGAGGAAGUAAGUGGGACUUUGGGCCAGUUCAAUGGGACCAAGUCACUAUACAAGCCGACACUACUAGAAGUGAUUGGUGUUUUAAACCUACCAACAAUACGGACUUCCAACAUUAUCUUUCCACUCCCACCGUCUUCAUCUCUGACAAUGAAGUAAUCUGUGAAUAUUGUUUACUAAUCCUUGGGGACACAAAGCCACCUGCAACUCUCUCAUCUCUCGAAACAACCUCGCACACUGAGCCUGGACCCACCACACAAGAUCUGAUCUUCUCGCCUACCACAAGCCUCACAGCUGCAGUCUUCGUAUACAAUCGAGAGCCACCUCUUCCAACACCAAAUACCUCUGGACCAGCCGAUGCUCCCACCUCGACGCCCUCAAAUGGUCUUCCAGACCCAUCAUAUUCUGCACUGCCAGUCUCCUGGGAAUCUGCCAAUAACCACUACAGCUCCUACAAUUCUAUACAAAUGUCUAAAUACACCGUCGUGCUAGAAGCCGAUCUCGAGAGCGUCUUCGGAACUACCACUAUCGCGACUGUGGAUGGGGAUAGUGCGUUGACUACCAUCACAACAGAUAACUACAAAGCAUGGGCUACCGCUUACGCCGCAGCACAUGGGAAUGGAACGGGUAAUUCUACGAUUGCGAAUGGUGAUCAAGAUUCUGUUCACCUUAUUCCGAUGUCACUUCCGUGGUUAAUGGCCAUGCUUGUGAUAAUGAGCUCGGUGAUCGUGGGUGCUGCUGCGUAUUUUAUCUACAGACCUAGAUUGAGGGAGGUUUCAUGA
Molecule: messenger RNA, 1383 nt
Organism: Botrytis fragariae
Lineage: Eukaryota; Fungi; Ascomycota; Leotiomycetes; Helotiales; Sclerotiniaceae
Exons: 7
Coding region: 1-1383 (460 amino acids)
Source: RefSeq, a predicted model, not a curated record